UGGACUCGUGCCGCUGACAUGGCAACUGACAAGGGUGCGUCCGGGUUGUCGUAUUGGACCCAAGGAGUCCGGUCGCUGGGAAGCUUGGUUAAGGACAAGACGACUGCGACGGUGCGCAAAGUGAGCGGCACGACUAUUCCCGUGGAAGCGGAGCAUCGAAGCGGCGAGAGCUUUCUGCGCACGGCGUCGGACAUCCGCGAAACAGUCAAUCGAGGCGACAUUCUCACGUUGCCGAAUGGAGGAACCUUUGUCGUGAGUCGAAACCCACACGAUAUGUUCACGGCCACGGUCGUGUCGCUCAAGACGCCGCGUGGCGUGAAUCCUGGGGUGAACGACAACGAGACGUGCACCAUGACGUCUAUCAAGCGCAACACGCCGCUGAACAUGCCCAAAGUGUCUGUGCCCACGAGCAUGGAUGACGUGUACAGCGCCGCGGGGUCUGUCGGGAAGGGCAUCGUCGGCAUGGUCGGUCUGGGGGUGCAGGCGGCGUCCGAUCUGGCCGCGACUGCGAAAUCCUACGAAGAGCGCGUGCGCGUGUACGAAGCUCCGGUGGGGACGCUUCUUCAGGGCGCCAACAAGGGCUCCCGAGAGCUUCGCCUGGCGGAAGUGGCUGUCCAUGGGGUGCUGGAAGAGGUGCUGUUCGGCCUGGAGCAAAUUCCAGACUGCGUCGUUACGCUGGCUCACGACUCGAGCUAUGCAGAGACGACGUCGUCGUUGGUGAAUGUGCUACAUCGAGGAGAUGUCAUCACGAUCGACGGCGAAGCGUUCAAGGUAUCCCACAACCCCACCAAGCGAUUCCACGCUACGCAACUGCCACUCAACCACCCUCGCACCAAACCUAGUUCGGCAGAAGGGAAACCCGUGUACCGAGCCACCAGCACUGACGUUUGCAUUCGCGUGCCAAACUGCCUCGUGUCAGUAGCAACAGGGUCCAGUCACGUGACAUUUCACUCGAAGAUCCCAAAACUCGACCCAAACACCGCCGUGAUCAUCGGCGGAGAGCGCUACCGGCUGACUCAGUCGGCCAUCUCCCCGUGUCGCAGAUGCGAUGCUGUUGAGAAUGGAGCGAUGUACUUGUCGCAGACGCCCGUGGCCGUGGACGAGUGCGUGGUGAGCCUCAAACAAGGAGAAGCUGUACUGGAAACGUCAAAGAGUCUGCUGGCGCUCGUCAGUCGUGGGGACUUUGUGAAAGUCGACUCGACCGUGUACCAAAUCUCUGCGAAUCCCCUCAAACGCCUCACAGCCACAAGUUUACCUCUGGACAAGGCCAACACUGGCCCAGACGUCGUCCACGGCCGCCUUUUCUUGUAUCAAAAUGGAGUGCGGGUACUCAAAGCCGGCGACACCAUCAAAUUGGGCUCCCAAACGUAUGCGAUCGCCGACGAUCACGACGCCGAAAACAACAACGUGCUGGCGUUGGCCACCAAACUAGAUGAAGCGUACCCAGCUGGAACGGCGGUGUUUUACGUUGGCAAUCGAUAUGUCAAGGCCACGGAGAAGGCGGCGGCGGCAGCCCACCGAGCGGGGGCGUACAAGGCACCAGUGGGUCGGUUUGUGUGUCUGGUGCAAGGCUCGAACGUCCUGUUCACGGAUGGCGAUUUGCGAAGCCAGCUGAAAAAGGGCGACGAGAUCUUCAUCGCGAACCAGUCGUUCAUUGUCAGUCCAAACCCCAACGACUUGUACGCGCGCGACUGCAUUGCCCUGGAUCGGCGCUACGAAGGGCCAUCUCUGCGCAUGGCCGACACGGAGCUGGGCCACGUGGUCACGUUUGAGCGGGGGUCGACCGAGUGCCGGGUGGACUGCGACACGACUGAAAAACUGCGACAAGGCGACCAUGUGACGAUAUGUGGCGAAGAGUAUACGUUGGCGGGUGUGACGUCGUCGUGCUUGACCACGACCAGUGGCCGCACCAAAGAGAGUGUAUAUGCCACCCCCACGAUCGUGCCAGACUGUCUCGUGUCGUUAAAGCAAGGAAGCAAAUACGCUGAGACAUCGUCAAAUGUGACAGCGCGCAUCAAGCGAGGCGACCGCGUGGUGAUUGGCGGGGAAGUGUACCGCGUGAGCACCAACCAUUUCUACCGGUUCACAGCCGACCAAGUACCCCUCGACUCGGAGCGCGUGGGGGAUAGCGUCGAUAUGGACGACCUCCAGGUGGCGGCGUAUGACGGGGACCGGACCAUCCGCACGGCGACGUGUACGUAUUCUGGAAUAAGACCAACAUGCAAGACUUAUGUUUGUAGUGGACUUUUCCAUUUACAAGGUGGGCGACCGCGUGGCCGACUUGAAAGACGACCUUCAGAAACGAGAUUUAUUGACCAAAACCCAAAAAACCACUGACGCAAUCGGGGAAAAGAUGCGCCCGGGGGCGGAAAAGGUGGCGGCGUCCGCGGGAAAGCUCAAGGACGCCGCGGGGGUCGCGUAUGCCAAGGCGUUCGGGGCCACCGUGUUGAAAUAAACCCCGAAACUCCCAAACCCCGAAACCCCCAACCUACACUACACGAUCACGCCCUCGGGGGGGGGAUUGUUGCUGAUUUCCUUUCGUUUCUUGGGGCGGGGUCCUGGCUUGCUCUUGUUGGUCCUAGUAAUUACUAAUAAGUACAGCACAGGAUAUAUAUAUAUAUAUACCCGUCGGGCGUAGCUC
Molecule: messenger RNA, 2641 nt
Organism: Aphanomyces astaci
Lineage: Eukaryota; Oomycota; Saprolegniomycetes; Saprolegniales; Verrucalvaceae
Exons: 15
Coding region: 19-2337 (772 amino acids)
Source: RefSeq, a predicted model, not a curated record